Messenger RNA from Heterostelium album PN500, 2469 nucleotides. It is a transcript of the gene grp94, whose product is annotated as heat shock protein Hsp90 family protein. Bases 1 to 2469 code for a protein of 822 amino acids. The record is from RefSeq and is a predicted model, not a curated record. The transcript has 3 exons. NCBI's taxonomy places the organism in Eukaryota, Evosea, Eumycetozoa, Acytosteliales, Acytosteliaceae. Gene Ontology annotation, molecular function: ATP-dependent protein folding chaperone; ATP binding; ATP hydrolysis activity. Gene Ontology annotation, biological process: protein folding.
AUGUCAAAGUUAAAUUUAUUUUUAACUAUUUUAUUUGCAUUGAUUGCAUUGUCGCUUCUGGCACCAACCAGAGCCAUCGACCAAGAUGACGCCGCCAGAGAGACCCUUAAAGUAGACCUCGAUAUGAAAGGUCCAAAAGUACCACUUCAAACCGAUUCAGAAGUAGUUCAAAGAGAAAAUGAAGCAAUUAAAUCCGAGGGAUUCAGUGUUGCCGAACAACAAUUUAUUGAGGAACAAUCAGAGAAAUUCAAGUUCCAAGCAGAGGUAAACAAGUUGAUGAAUAUCAUUAUCAAUUCGUUGUACUCAAAGAAGGAGAUUUUCUUGCGUGAGUUGAUUUCCAAUGCCUCCGAUGCGUUGGACAAGAUUCGUUUCUUGGCUCUUACCAACCCAUCGUUGUUGGGUGAGGGUGAUCAAGCCAACCUCGAUAUCAGAAUCAUGAUCGACAAGGUCAACAAGUACAUCCAUAUCAUCGAUAGAGGUGUCGGUAUGACCAAGGACGAGCUCGUCAAGAACUUGGGUACCAUUGCCCAAUCCGGAACCAAAGAGUUCAUCAAGAAGGUAACUGAAUCCAACGAUCCAAAGAACUCAUCGAACUUGAUCGGUCAAUUCGGUGUUGGUUUCUACUCACUCUUCUUGGUUGCUGACAACGUCAUCGUAACCUCAAAGUCAAACGAAGAUGACCAAUAUAUUUGGACUUCAACUUCUGAAAAUGAAUUCUCAAUUGUUAAGGAUCCAAAGGGAAAUACUUUGGGUAGAGGUACAAAGAUUUCAAUGCAUAUCAAGGACGACAGUUUGGAAUUCUUGAACCAAGAUACUAUCAAGUCAUUGGUUAAGAAGUACUCACAAUUCAUCAACUUCCCAAUUUCAAUGUAUGUAUCUCACCAAGAGGAUGCACCAGAGGAAGAGACUCCAAUCGAUGCCAAGCCAGUCGACGAGACUGAAGUCAAGGUCGAGGAAGAGGAAACCACCGACGAGCAAGAGGAGGAAAAGUCGUUGAUCGACGACGCUCCAAAGCCAGCAGAGAAGAAGAAGAUCGAUGUCUUCGACUGGGAGAUUGUCAACGAUCACAAGCCACUCUGGGUCCGUUCACCAAAGGAAAUCACCGAAGAGGAAUACAAUGAAUUCUACAAGACUCUCUCCAAGGGAACCGAGAAUCCAUUGGCUCACUCCCACUUUGUCACCGAGGGAGACACCGAAUUCCGUUCGAUCAUCUACAUUCCAAACACCCCACCAGCCAAUCUCUUUGAUCCAGAGGCAAUCAUCGACGGUUUGAAGUUGUUUGUCCGUCGUGUAUUCAUCACCGACAGCAUGAAGGAUCUCGUUCCAUCGUGGUUGCGUUUCCUCCAGGGUAUCAUCGAUUCCGACGAUUUGCCAUUGAACGUCUCUCGUGAGAUUCUCCAACAACACAAGAUCCUCAAGAAGAUCAAGGACACCUUGGUCAAGAAGUUCAUCAAGCUCGUCCAGGAUCUCUCGAACAACGAAGACAAGACCGUCUACCAAAACUUCUACAAGAAGUACGGAAACAACUUGAAGUUUGGUGUCAUCGAAGAGACAUCAAACACUCACAACAAGAAUCGUUUGAUCAAGUUGUUGAUGUUCCCAUCAUCCAAGGAUGAAUUCACCACUUUCGAGAACUACGUCUCCAGAAUGAAGGAGGGACAAGAACAAAUCUACUUUAUCUCUGGUAAGUCAAAGGAGACUUUGAAGUCAUCGCCAUUGAUCGAACAAGCUUUGAAGCGUGGUUACGAAGUCAUCUACAUGGUUGACCCAAUCGACGAGUAUUUGAUUCCACAGAUCACCACCUACAACAACAAGAAGUUGACCAAUUUGGCUCGUGAGGGUGUCAAGUUUGAGGAUGCCGUCGCCGACGAAGAACAAGAGAAGCAAGUCGCCGAAGAGUACAAGCCACUCACUGAUUUCCUCCAGAAACAACUCGGAAAGAAAGUAGAGAAAGUAGUCAUCUCCAAGAUUCUCGCUGAUUCACCAUGUGUUCUCGUCACCAAUCAAUGGGGUGUCACUGCCAACAUGGAGCGUAUCAUGAAGGCUCAAUCGUUCGGUAACGCCCAAGAGGACAACUACAUGGCCAUGAUGAACAAGAAGAUAAUGGAAAUCAAUCCAGAUCACACUUUGAUCAAGCAACUCCUCUCAAGAUUGAAUGAGUUUGGUGCCGACGACGAAGUCGCCAAGGUCUCUGCUCAAGUUCUCUUUGAAACCUCUUCACUUUCCUCAGGAUACAUUGUUGAGAACCCAUCGAAUUUCGCCAACUGGAUCUACAAGAUGAUGGAAGUCAGCGGUGAAAAGAUCAAGGAAGCCUCAUUCAAGGUUGAAGAAGAAGAACAACAACAAGCUCAAGAACCAGAAGUUGAAAUGUACGACGAACCAGAAGAAGAUGUUCUCGAUGUAACAAUUGACGAAAACAACAAUAUGGACAUCCCAGCUGCUUCAAUCAAGGGUCACGAUGAACUUUAA